This is a messenger RNA of Zychaea mexicana, 584 nucleotides long. RefSeq lists its product as uncharacterized. Lineage: Eukaryota; Fungi; Mucoromycota; Mucoromycetes; Mucorales; Lichtheimiaceae. The annotation marks the transcript as partial. The transcript has a single exon. The record is from RefSeq and is a predicted model, not a curated record.
GCUAUGUUGCUGCCCAGGCGAUCUACUUUGGCGUCUGUGGCGGCAUUCUAUCAUUCUGCGACUUGCUGGAUAAGUCAAAAGAUACGACUGGCAAUACGUAGAAGGUGGACAAGGUGUUUGAAAGCGAAAGCACUGUCAAACGCGAGGAUAUUACGAUUGAAAUGGAAAAACUUGGCUGGACACAUGCUUGUGUUAUCAAAACUCAUACACUUACGUACACACACACACACGCACACAGUAACACCUCCCUCUUUUCUCGUUGAGCACAACACUCACUGACCACUGUUGGUCAUUUUGUACAUUCUUUUAAAAUAAUGCAGCCCUGUUCUAUCAAUCCAACUGCUCCUGUUUCCAUCUCCUGCCCAGUACCGUUACAGCGACUUUUGAUUUGAACGUCAUAAAUGUGGAAUCGCCACCACCACUAAAGUUCUCUUCGUUCGCCAUCGUACGCAGAUUGACUCGAAGCAUCCUGAGCAAUUUGUCGAGCGAAGAAAUUGAAAUCCAAAAGGCACGAAUGCUUGCCUAAUCUACAAAAAGAGCAAAACCGGCUGCAACGGAUAUUUGGCUGCGACGGAUAUUUGGCU